AUGCUUCCAAAUAAUAAACAUAUACUACCUUCAUAUUUCGUACUAAUUAUAACAGUUUUAAAUUUAGUCACUGGACAAACUAAUGCUUUGUUUUUCAAGUUACCUCCAAGCUCUACAGAAUGCAUCAUCUUUCAUGCUAGACUAUCAGAUCAUAUCACUGGAUCUUAUGAAGUUGAGGGGAUUGAUGGAAGUGUGAGAGUUUAUAUAGCAGAUAUCCAAUUUGGAGAAAGAAAGCUAUUUGAUAAUAUUAAGAAAACUGGUCAUUUUAGCAUAACUAUACCCAGUAGUUCAAACUAUGAAUUAUGUUUUAAAAGUCUGAUGGGAUCCAUAGCACAAACUAUAAGCUUUAAUUUUAGGAACCGAUCUUUAAUCUCCGCCUCAAAUCUAAUGACAAGUAGUGAUUCUAAACGUCUACAAGAUUCUAUAGAGAAAUUCUAUGAGAAAAUAUCACUUGCAAGUGAACAACAAAGCUACUCACUUACUAGGAGAGAUUACCAUAUGAAAGGUAGGUUUGGUAUCAAAUAA
This is a messenger RNA of Cryptosporidium muris RN66, 525 nucleotides long. RefSeq lists its product as uncharacterized. NCBI's taxonomy places the organism in Eukaryota, Apicomplexa, Conoidasida, Eucoccidiorida, Cryptosporidiidae. The coding region runs from base 1 to 525 and encodes 174 amino acids. The transcript is spliced from 4 exons. The record is from RefSeq and is a predicted model, not a curated record.